AAAUCAGCAGAAGGGAAAAUAUACUGAAUUUUAUCCUCUUCGGUGGCAUCAAAGUAUAUAAAAUAAAUUUUCAUCAAAUUGAUAUAAUUUUCAAUUGAACUUUUGUUUUUAAAUUACACAAAGAUAUUUUGGUUUAAGGGAAUUAAUUUUCCUUAAUUAAAAGCAAACAUGAGUGUCGAUGUGUCGGGAGAAAAUGCACCAGCCCAAAAUGGGGGCACUGCUGAGGUACAAGUGAAUGGAGUGAGCAAUGGUCAUAGUAAUGGCCAUAUAAGCAGUAGCAGCAGCAAAUCCCAUAAAUCAUCAAGCAAGGAUAAACAUCGUGACAAGGACAGAGAUCAUAAGAGUUCUUCGUCAAGCAGUCAUAAGAGUAGCAGUCGCGAUAAAGAAAAGCAUAGCUCUUCAUCAUCAUCCAGCAGCAAGGAUAAACAUCGUGACAAGGAUCGUGAUGACAAACAUAAGAGUUCUUCAUCGAGCAGUUCCAGCAGUCAUCGUGACAAGGAUAGGGAACGUAGCGACAAAGACAAACAUAAAUCAUCUUCGUCGUCGUCAUCUUCAAGUCACAAAAGUUCUUCGAAGGACAAGGAACGCCGAGAUAAGGACAGAGAUCGUAAAGAAGGCUCUAGUAGUAGUAGUUCUAGCAAAGAUAAAGAUCGCAGUGACAGAGACAAAGACAAGGAUCGUCAUCAUAAAUCAAGUUCAUCCAGUUCUUCCAGUUCUCGUGACAAAGACCGUGAAAAGGAUCGUCAUCGUUCAUCGUCCUCGUCGAAACAUAAACAUUCCAGUUCUUCUUCGAAAUCGUCAUCAUCGUCGUCCCGCAAAGAUGGUGAAUUUAUCAAGCCUGAACCUUUGUCUCAACCUUCUAAUCACUCGCAAGAGAAUGGUUUCAAUGGCGAUGUUUUAUCGCAUGAUAUUAAACAGGAGCAGUUUACACAAGAUCCUCUAGAGACUAGCAGCAAUGGUCUCAAUCAAACCUUUGAGGAUAAUAACAAAAGAGAAGACGAAAGAAGUUUUAAUGUAUCGCAAGCCAGUUCUUGUGACUAUUCCAUGUCCCAGUUCCGCGAAGAUGAGCCACCGUUUAUAGCCAAAGAAGAAACCAGCUAUAAAGAGGAAAGCUCUAUGAAGUAUGAAGACGAAGAAUCACCAGACGAAGAAUUUAAACCCGAAGAAGAGGAGGAAGACGAAGAUAUGCCAUUGGCCAUGCGCAAAACUAAAUCGGAGACUCCUCAAGAACAAAUGGAUGAGGACGAUGAUGAUGAGGAAGACAUACCCUUAGCCAAACGUAAAAUGAAGAUUGAAGAGGAUGAUGAAGACGAUGAUGAAGAUGUACCAUUAUUGGCUCGUAAGAAACCGAAAAAAGAAUCCAAAUCAAAAUCAAAGGACAAGAAAAAGAAACGUGCCAAGGAGGAAGAGGAGGAGGAUGAUUAUGCUGACGAAAAGCCCAAAAAGAAAAAAAAGAAGGAGAAUAAAGCAGUAAAAACAGAAACUGUAUCCCCGACCAAGCGGGUUAAGAAAGAGAAGAAAGACGAAGAGGAAGAUGAAGUUUGGAGAUGGUGGGAAGAGGAAAAGCGUGAAGAUGGUGUUAAGUGGAAUUCUUUGGAACAUAAAGGUCCAGUUUUUGCUCCCCCCUAUGAGCGUGUGCCCAAGAAUGUACGCUUUUUCUACAAUGGCAAACCCAUGCAGUUGUCGGAGGAAACCGAGGAGUGCGCCACAUUCUAUUCGAAGAUGUUGAACCAUGACUACUGCACGAAACAGAUUUUCAACGACAACUUCUUCAAGGAUUUCCGCAAGACUAUGACUAAGGAAGAAAAGGAGAUCAUUAAAGAUUUCAACAAGUGUAAUUUUGAAGAAAUGCAUCAAUUCUUCUUGGCCGAAUCGGAAAAACGUAAGAAUGCCUCUAAAGAAGAAAAACUUGCCAAGAAAAUGGAAAAUGAAGCCCUGAUUAAAGAAUAUGGUACCUGUAUUAUUGAUGGGCACAAAGAGAAGAUUGGUAAUUUCCGUUUGGAACCGCCGGGCCUUUUUAGAGGUCGUGGCGAACAUCCCAAAAUGGGUAUGAUUAAAAGACGUAUACGUGCUGAAGAUGUAUCCAUUAAUUGUGGCAAAGACUCAAAAAUACCCCCACCACCACCAGGACAUCGCUGGAAGGAAGUCGUACACAAUAACACGGUCACUUGGUUGGCCUCGUGGGUUGAAAAUGUCCAAGGUCAAGUUAAAUACAUCAUGUUGAAUCCUUCGUCCAAGCUAAAGGGUGAAAAAGAUCAUGUCAAAUAUGAAACUGCUCGCAAAUUGGCCAAAUCCAUUGAUAAAAUUCGAAAUACAUAUCGCAACGAAUGGAAAUCGAAAGAAAUGCGCGUACGUCAGCGUGCCGUUGCUCUCUAUUUCAUUGAUAAAUUGGCCCUAAGAGCUGGCAACGAAAAAGAUGAGGAUCAAGCUGAUACCGUUGGUUGCUGUUCGUUGCGUGUCGAACACGUUAAACUGCACAAACAGUUGGACGGCAAAGAAAACGUUGUUGUAUUCGAUUUCCUGGGUAAGGAUUCCAUACGUUACUACAAUGAGGUAGAGGUGGAAAAGAGAGUAUUUAAAAACUUGGAAUUGUUUAUGGAAAACAAAAAAACCGGUGAUGAUCUAUUCGAUCGUUUGAACACACAAGUUCUUAAUGAACAUUUGAAAGAGUUGAUGGAAGGUCUCACUGCCAAAGUGUUCCGUACCUAUAACGCUUCAAUUACAUUACAAAAUCAAUUAAAUCUUUUGACUAAGGAUCAUAUGACAGUACCCGAAAAACUUUUAGCCUACAAUAGAGCCAAUCGUGCGGUAGCCAUUCUGUGUAACCAUCAACGUUCAGUACCCAAAAGUCAUGAAAAAUCUAUGGAAAAUCUCAAAGAGAAAAUACGACAAAAGCGUGAAGCCAUCGAUGAUUGUGAAGCUGAAUAUGAUGAACUUAGAAGGCAACGCGGUUCAGUUAGGGAUCGCAUCAAUGCCGACAAAAAGGCCAAACAAUUGGAGCGUUUAAAAGACCAAUUGAAGAAAAUGGAAUUACAGGAGACUGAUAGGGAUGAAAACAAAACCAUUGCUUUGGGCACCUCCAAGUUGAAUUAUUUGGAUCCACGUAUUUCUGUGGCUUGGUGCAAAAAACAUAAUGUACCAAUUGAAAAGAUUUUCAAUAAAACUCAAAGAACCAAAUUUUUGUGGGCUAUACACAUGGCUGAUGAAAAUUAUGUAUUCUAAAUGCCACACCACAACAAAAAUUAAAUUAGUAUUAGGUACUAAAAACAUCCACAAAGAAGCCCACCCAAAAUUCGAAGAGACAGAAGAACAGAACAACACACUAAACUAGUAUAAUAACCAAUCUUCACUUACCACCCUUCUUAUUAUUGAGUUUUCAUCAAUAUUCAUGCACACAGUUGGUUUUUGUUUUUUACAUAUAGUACAUAACUACUAAAAUAUCAUAUAGUAAUUCAUAGAAUUAAAAAAAUGAGAAAGAAAAACAAAACUGAGAAAGUAAUUUAGUGUUCAACAUUAAACAAAAAAAAAACUAGCUUAAACAACUAAAAAACAUUAAUUACUAAAACACAUAACAAACACAACAGUAAAACAUAUUUCAAAUUUAAAUAUGUAUGUUUAUAACCAACUCAACUUUCAUAAUUAAUUAUUGACAUAAUUUUAAUAUUAUUUUUACAAAAUAAUUUUAAAAUUUUUAAUUAUACAUAUGUACAUGCAUACAUAAAUAAACAUUAUUAUGUAUAUUAUUUUAGUAAAAUUAAACUGUUUUUACGUGCUUCUCUACCCAAUCAACCAACAUCUUACAGGAACAGUCUAAAAAAAUCAAACAAUUUUAUGGCGAACAUAAAAUUUCAUUAUUAAUUUUAGUUGUAUAUGUGUACACAAUAUACAUACAUACAAACAUAUUUGCAAUUAGUUUAAUUUAUAACAAAUUAUUUUCCUAUUUAAGAAUAUAAAUAAAUAAAUAUUUAUAAAAUACUGCAUAUGAAUGCGAGAUCUUAAAUUAUGUCAUACAUAAUACCAAGAUCUAAUAAUAAUAAUAACCUUAACACACAUACGUGCAAAUGUUUAAAUCUAUAAGUUACAAAAUAAUUUUGUAUUUAAAAACAAACAAACAAAUUUGUAUUACAAUUUAUUUUACUUUCAAAAGAAAUCCAUCCUCCUAUCCUAAUUAAUACCUUCACUAAAUGGAAACUUGUUUUUAUAAAUUUAAUUCAUUUGUUUCUUUAAUUUAAUUGUUUAAUAAUAAUUUAAUUAAUUAUUUUCUUUUAAUACAAAUAUUGUUUUAUUUUCAUUUAAUGCAUUUCUCUCUCUCUCUCUCUUGACUUUAUAGAGUAUUUCUUAAUUAUCGUUUUAAUUUAAAAAUAAAAGUGUGCAAUCUAUAAUUAUAACAUCAUUUUGCCUCAUAAUAAAAUUUAUAUUAUAAUUUAUUUUCUUACAUAAAAUUUAAAAAAUGUCUAUAUUACUAAUUAAAGUUUUUAAUUUAAUCUUGUCCACUCCUAAAUAUUAAUAUCACUUUGACAUUUACAAAAACAAUUAUCGCAUCAAUCCAUUCAUAUUGAUAAUUGUUGAAGAAUAAAACGAAAACUAUUUGUAGUGUAAUAAUAUAAAAUGGUCUUAAUAAUAAAUCAACAAGCUAAAAGAUAAAAACCUUUUAGAAUAUAGAAAAUGAAUAAAAUAAACAUAAUUCUUAAGUGAUAAUUUAGUACAGAAAUCAUAUACAUACAUAAACAUUGGAUUAAUUGAAUUGAAAAUAAAAACUUAUUUCAAACAAAUUAAAAAAAA
Messenger RNA from Calliphora vicina (urban bluebottle blowfly), 4782 nucleotides. It is a transcript of the gene Top1, whose product is annotated as topoisomerase 1. Lineage: Eukaryota; Metazoa; Arthropoda; Insecta; Diptera; Calliphoridae. The transcript has 7 exons. The coding region runs from base 169 to 3222 and encodes 1017 amino acids. Gene Ontology annotation, cellular component: nucleolus; chromosome. The record is from RefSeq and is a predicted model, not a curated record. Gene Ontology annotation, biological process: chromosome segregation; DNA replication; DNA topological change. Gene Ontology annotation, molecular function: DNA topoisomerase type I (single strand cut, ATP-independent) activity; DNA binding.